UACAGGUCAGUGUUGCAGAGGCGCAUUUGUGUGAGCGGCCGUAGUGCGGGACGGAGGAGCACAGCACAAGGGAGAGGAUUACUACUGCUUUGAGGACCCUUGGGCUGAUUAGAGUAUUUUACAAGAGCUUUGCCACUGAUUUAACCUAUUCUUUCAUUAAGGAGAACAACCAAAAGGAUUAAGAAAAGCUGAGCACAAUCUAAGUGACCAUGGGAGUUCUGGAGACACAUCUCAUUCUUGGGAUUGUCUUACUAGGAGUGUUUUCAGAUAAGAUUACAGAUCAGAACUUACACACAGAUGCGGAUGAACUAAAGGACUUCAGCAUUGAGCUAAGAGCCACUAUGGAGGAUUUGAAAGAGGGGGAUGCUUUCAAUCUCACCUGUGAAACUCCACCUGGACAUGCUUUCCGCCAACAAUGGCUGCAUCCCCAAAAACAGGCCAGAGAGGCUAUUCCAAUGAAGUUAACUUUCCCAGACAAGGUUCAGUACAUCCUCAGCAUCCCAAAAGCCUCUUUGGCAGACUCUGGACACUAUGAGUGUGCUGUAACUGACCAAUUCAGUGGACAUACCAAGUCUGUCAACCUGGGUAUCACAGUCCAUGAGAGCGCUUUUGUGGAAGUUAUAUCUAAUGGUAUUGAGCCAGUGGAGAUUGUCUCUCUUCUGGAAGACAAAGAGUUCACCAUUUACAUCGACUCUGACCCUGAACCAAAGGUCAGGUGGUUCAAAAAUGGCCUUCCACUGGAUGAAAGCUUUAUCUCCACCAAGACCACUCAUCUGCAAGGCCUCAGGUAUGAGAAUAUCUUUGUUCUCCGACACCCCAUUGAGGAGGACAGUGGCAUCUAUGAGAUUGUUGCAUCUGCUGGCUCCAGGAGUUCAAGAUUUUCAUUUAAACUCUUGGUUGAAGCCGUUUACCAAGUGUCGCCACUAAUGGUGCUGGCUCCAGUGAUGUGGCCCCAGAGGGAGAGCAUGGAAGUGUCUCUUCACUCCAUUUUCCGACUCACAUGUCGGGGUCAGGCAGAGAUCUCCUGGCACAGCCCCAUCUAUCUUCAUGAUCAGACCUACACUCAAAAGAAAGGACUAUUCAUAUCCACUGUGACUGUUGAUAAUGCAACAGCUGCCCACACUGGAGAGUACACCUGCUUCUAUGAGGCCAGCAAUAACACUGAUGAGAGCACCAUCUACAUAUAUGUUCCAGAUCCAAAAACACCGUUUGCACCUUCCAUGACUGCCUUUGACAACCAUGUGCUGUCAAGUCAUGAGGAAAUGGAAAUUCCAUGCCGUGUGACAGACCCCAGCACCAGUGUCUCUCUGGUUCACAUCGAGACGGAUCAGGUUUUGCCCAGCAUCUAUGACAGCAAGAGAGGUUUCGUUGGCCUCUUUGGUGCUGGGACAUAUGUCUGCAAAGCCCUCAUUCGUGGACAGGAGCACAAUAGUAUAGAGUACAUUGUUCAUGGCUGGACAGGAGGCUCUGAGCUGAGAGUUGAGCUACGGGCAGAGAAUAGGGCUCUGUUGGUGGGUGAGACCAUCACUGUGGACUGUGUGGCUAGAGGCAGUGAGAUGCUGGAGGACCACUGGAAGUACCCUGGAAAACUGGCGAAUCGAGGAAUAAAGACAGUAAAGGAGAAUAAGAAAGAUCUGGAGAUCUAUUAUACUCUCAAAGUGUCUAAUGCCUCACCAAAAGACAGUGGUAUCUACGCCUGCUCCAUCACUGACAUUAUGAGCAAUGAGAGCCAAACCAAACAGCUCAAUAUUACAGUCUAUGAUCGUGAGUUUGUGCACCUGAAUCCAGUGUUUGGUCCAAUGGAGACUGCUUUGCUGGAUGAGGUGCGAGAGUUCAGGGUGGACAUAGAGUCUUUCCCCGCCCCAAAAGUUACAUGGUUAAAGGACGGUUCCGUCCUUGGAGAUGUCGCUGCAGAAAUAAACACCAAUCUUCGGAAAAUCAGUGAGACCAGUUACCAGGGUGUGUUGACCUUGAUCAGGGCUAAAGCAGAGGACAGUGGGAAUUAUACCAUCAGAGCAGAAAUAGAUGACCUGACUACCAGCAACAGUUUCUACCUUCAGGUUAAAGUUCCGCCUGUGAUUGUGGAGCUGAUGGAUCUCCACCAUGGUUCUGCUGCUGGCCAGGCAGUGGUGUGUACUGCUGGGGGUUUCCCCAUCCCUGUUGUGGAGUGGUAUAUUUGCAAAAACAUUAAACACUGUGCCAAUGAUUCCUCCCAGUGGUUGCCUCUUCAGACCAACUCUACAGAUAUUUCGGUGGAAUUACACAUCGAGGACAACCACAUUGAGAGUCAGGUCGUCUUCGGCCAUCUUGAGAGCACGAUUGCUGUGCGCUGUCUGGCCAGGAAUGACAUGGGCAUUGUUUCACGGGAAGUUAAACUAGUGUCAAGUGGUCCACAUUCGGAGCUCACUGUGGCUGCUGCUGUUCUGGUGCUGCUGGUCAUUGUCAUCAUCUCACUCAUUGUGCUGGUCAUUAUCUGGAAACAGAAACCACGUUAUGAGAUCAGAUGGCGUGUUAUUGAGUCGGUAAGUCCUGACGGUCAUGAGUACAUCUAUGUGGAUCCCAUGCAGCUUCCAUAUGACUCCCGAUGGGAGUUCCCCCGGGAUGGCCUUGUUCUCGGUCGUGUCCUGGGCUCUGGCGCUUUCGGGAAGGUGGUGGAGGGCACAGCUUAUGGACUGAGUCGUUCUCAGCCUGUUAUGAAAGUGGCCGUGAAAAUGCUUAAACCGACAGCACGCUCCAGUGAGAAACAAGCUUUGAUGUCGGAACUGAAAAUUAUGACUCACCUGGGCCCUCACCUGAACAUUGUCAACCUGCUAGGAGCAUGCACCAAAUCAGGACCAAUCUACAUUAUCACAGAGUAUUGUUUCUAUGGAGACCUGGUGAACUACUUGCAUAAGAACAGAGAUGGGUUUCUCAGCCGGCACACAGAAAAGGGCAAAAAAGAUUUAGACAUCUUUGGCAUCAACCCAGCCGACGAGAGCAGCAGGAGCUAUGUCAUCCUGUCAUUUGAGGGGAAAGGCGAAUAUAUGGACAUGAAGCAGGUGGACACCAUGCAAUAUGUCCCCAUGCUGGAAAUGAGCGAAGCUUCAAAAUACUCUCCCAUCCAGAGAUCAGACUACGACCACCCUCCCUCUCAUAGACAGUUUAACGAGAGCGAAGUUGAGAGUCUUCUCUCAGAUGACACCAAUGAAGGUCUGACGACAAUGGACCUCCUCAGUUUCACCUAUCAGGUAGCUCGAGGGAUGGAGUUCUUGGCUUCUAAGAAUUGUGUACAUAGAGACUUGGCUGCACGCAAUGUCCUGCUGUCUCAAGGCAAGAUAGUGAAGAUAUGCGACUUUGGGUUGGCCAGAGACAUCAUGCAUGAUAAUAAUUAUGUCUCCAAAGGAAGCACCUUCCUUCCAGUGAAGUGGAUGGCUCCUGAGAGUAUUUUUGAUAAUCUGUACACUACACUAAGUGACGUCUGGUCUUAUGGGAUCUUGUUGUGGGAAAUCUUCUCUCUUGGUGGGACUCCUUAUCCUGGUAUGGUUGUGGAUUCCAGCUUCUACAACAAGAUUAAGAGUGGAUACCGAAUGACAAAACCCAAGCACGCUUCCAGUAAUGUCUAUGAACUUAUGAUGAAGUGCUGGAAUAGUGAACCAGAGAAGAGACCGUCCUUCCAUGGCCUGAGUGAGACAGUGGCCUCCUUGCUACCCUCAGGAUAUAUGAGGAGCUAUGAACGCGUGAAUCAUGACUUCCUGAAGAGCGACCACCCUGCUGUGACUCGAGUGCAGUGCAUUGACAAUGAUGAAGUAUACAUGGGUGUGCUCUAUAAGAACCAGGGCAAACUGAAGGAUCGCGAGAGUGGGUUUGAUGAACAGAGACUCAGCUCUGACAGCGGCUACAUCAUUCCUCUGCCAGACCUUGACCCAAUGUCAAAUGAAGACUACAGCAAGAGGAACCGGCACAGUUCUCAGACAUCAGAGGAAAGCGCCAUAGACACAGGCUCUAGCAGCUCCAUGACCAAGCAUGAGGGAGAGACCCUGGAAGACAUCAACUUGCUGGACGAGAUGUGCUUGGACUCAGGAGACCUAGUGGAGGACAGUUUCCUGUGAGAGAAAGAUGCAAAGAGAGGGACACCUCACAGACAAAAGUUGGCUUUCUCCAGCAGCCUCCUAUUCAUCCAAGUUGACUGAUCUCUCUCUCUCUCUCUGCAUUCUUCACUCUAUUCUUCCUCACCCCACUCUCUUGAAUCCUUCAGAAGAAAAAUACACUUUGAUGCAUGAUUGUCAUUGAGCAUGACUAGGUUUUGUAGAAUGGACAUCGCCUUCUAAAGGUCUGGAGAAAUAAGGAGUGUAGUACAGGACUUUGUGAGCACUCUUGAUGGGGCUCAGUGACUCUUAUGGAGGGGGAUUGGGGAAGAUGUUUGUUUCUGUGUAUAAAUUCUGUAUGUUUUUAAUAUGUUUGUGUGUGCGUGAGUGGUUUGUUUGGAACUUAAUUUUGACGGGCAUUCCGAUCAGCAAUAUAAGCAAGACCAUAUCAAAGACCCGAGUUCACAACUGCUACCUUCCAACGCAGUACAUCUGAGCUUCAAAAACCACUAUAGAGUUUUAAAAAUAAGCCUUCACCAGGCCAAACAACCUGACCUCCCUUUUAGAUCAGGCCUGUUUUUUCCUCACUCCCACAAUUUUACAGGAUUCAUCCUAUGUAACUUGAGGAGCAGUGCAUCCUCUGAAAAGCACAAAUCCCGGACUAGAUUUUAUGUAACUGAUCAGAUAUCAUUAAUGUCUCAAUAAGUGUUGCAGUUUGGAUUUUUUUUUUUGUGUGUUUAGUGUUUAGAUAGUAUAAAUAAGUGCAUUUUUGUGAAUAUUGUGUUGGGUAGGGAGAAAUUGUGUAGUCCUAAAUAAAGAAAAUGGCAACUGUGUUUUGACUUGUGAGUCACAUUUUUUUUUUGUGUGUGACUUCAGCCAUUAUUAGAUGCUGAUACAAAGCUAUUUAUGAAAUCAUUAUGUCUGGCCAAAGUUUUUACCUUACUGUCCAUAGGGUAUAAAGCGGAGGACUUAUAAUCAAAGCCAUGCCAGUUACAAUUUCACGUUAGUACACAGCAAUAUUUAUCCUGUGAAAACCCUAGUGAUUUUAGGAAGCAACAGGUCUUGAGGGGUAACCAUCCUUAAUCAAAUUGGUUGAAUAAGCUGGUAAAAUGGUUUUGUAAUAUAAUGCUGGUUAAUAUUCAUUUGUUGAACUUUUUAAAAUGAAAUGGCUUAUUGCAUGGCUUAGAUUAUGAAUUGUCAUGUCAGCUUUUUGUGCUCUUACCUCAAAGCUUACUGCAGUAAUGGUGAUAUAAAAUUCCUAUAAACACAUAAAAGAGGAAAGACUUUUUGUGAUUCAGUGAAAUUGCCUGCAGACUAGAAUGCUUUUGGCUUAAGUAAUAUUAAAUCUUUAAGUAAUGUUAUACAGGCUCAGGCUCGUGUUUAAAUGUCAUUCCUUUUUUUUUUUUUUUUUUUU
Myxocyprinus asiaticus (Chinese sucker) is the source of this 5478-nucleotide messenger RNA. RefSeq names its product platelet-derived growth factor receptor, alpha polypeptide (gene pdgfra). Gene Ontology annotation, cellular component: signaling receptor complex. The record is from RefSeq and is a predicted model, not a curated record. Gene Ontology annotation, molecular function: platelet-derived growth factor binding; ATP binding; platelet-derived growth factor alpha-receptor activity. NCBI's taxonomy places the organism in Eukaryota, Metazoa, Chordata, Actinopteri, Cypriniformes, Catostomidae. Bases 210 to 4088 code for a protein of 1292 amino acids. The transcript has 27 exons. Gene Ontology annotation, biological process: platelet-derived growth factor receptor signaling pathway; protein phosphorylation; positive regulation of kinase activity.